Messenger RNA from Arabidopsis lyrata subsp. lyrata, 1608 nucleotides. RefSeq lists its product as uncharacterized. The record is from RefSeq and is a predicted model, not a curated record. The coding region runs from base 219 to 1430 and encodes 403 amino acids. NCBI's taxonomy places the organism in Eukaryota, Viridiplantae, Streptophyta, Magnoliopsida, Brassicales, Brassicaceae. The transcript is spliced from 7 exons.
ACGAAUAGAUACUUAAUUAUAUUUACUCUUCUAUGGUCAUAUAGAAUGAUAUUACAUUCUAUUUUAAUGAAAUAUACUAAAUGCUACAAAAGUGCAUUGAAUAAUUGAGUCAAUAUAUUUAGUUUUAAUGUGAUUUUCUACAUUAUAAAUAAAUCCUUUUGAUUCAUUUCUUGUUUGCAGAAGGAGUAAAAACAUAAGAGCCUUUUUAGAGAAUCAAUAUGGCUUCCUUCAACCACUUUGUGUUACUGAUUCUGUUAACAAUCACUCUUAUUUUAUCCGCUGAAGCAACUAAGGAACGCCGAGCAAUACCAUCAAAGGCAGAGAAGAAAGAAAUGGAGAGACAACUCAAAGCUAUCAACAAACCUGCAAUCAAGAGUUUCAAGACUAAACAUGGUGAUAUAUUCGAUUGUAUCGAAAUUCACAAACAACUAGCGUUUGAUCAUCAUCUACUCAAAAACCACUCUGUUCAGCUAAAGCCAACAACUGUACCUGAAUGGAUCACUGGAAACAAUGGUUCGGGGAGUUUUGAUCUUCUGCAAGAAGGUAUAAGCUGUCCAGAUGGAACAGUAAUUGUAAAAAGGACUACAAUGCAAGAUCUUAUGCAUGCACAACGUUUGAAAUCCAUGGGAUUCGACGGCCCGAGACCUUUUCUCAAAGAGAGCAAUAACACUAAUUUAAAUGGAAAAUUCUACUUUGCAACAGCUGACUAUGGACCGGAUCGUUUUGGUGGAGUAAAAGGAAACAUUAACGUAUGGAAACCAAAUAUCUUGCAAGAUCAAGUUAGUAUCGCAUACAUAGCAGUUAGUGGAGGGCGUAUUGAAGAAAAUUUGGCCAGCAUUUCAGUUGGAUGGGUGGUGAAUCCAUCGAUGUACUCUGGUGAUCAUGUUCGUUUAUACGCCUACUGGACUACACAUGGAAACAUGACCGGCUGCUACGCCAUGUCAUGUCCUGGAUUUGUGCAAGUUAGCAAGACUAUACCAGUUAGUGCCAUUCUUCAACCAAGUUCCAUCUAUAAUGGUCCACAAUAUGAAUUGCGUUUGAGCUUGUAUCAGGAUCGUGUCAAGGGAGAUUGGUGGUUUGCAUUUAAAGAUGAAAACGUUGGAUACUGGCCAGCAUCAUUGUUCAAGUCCUGGAGGGAAUCUAACAGCGCAAAUCAUGCAUUUUGGGGAGGUCAAGUGUAUAGCCCUGUGACAGAGAAGACUCCACCUAUGGGAAGUGGUCAUUGGCCUAGUGAGGGCUUCCAUAAAGCUGCUUUUAUUAGCGGCCUCCAAAUCAUGGAUGGUUAUGGAACAGUUUUUAAUCCAGAAUCGGGUACAGUGAAGGUACAUGAGAGCAGACGAAACUGUUACAAAGCCAGAUAUGUUCAUGAGGUUGCUAAGCCUUGGAAAAAGUCUGUUUUUUAUGGAGGUCCUGGAGGAUGCAUAGGGUAAUUGAUCUAUGAAAUAAAGAGUAGCAAUAUCUCAAGACUUUUAGAUAGGCUAUAGGAAAAAAAUCCAACAGAUUUUAAAAUAUAUGUAAGCGUUACUUGAGCUCUAAUGAAUAAUCAAGUAUUAGAAAUUCACAACUUUCAGCACAAAAUUUUAUAUGUUUAUUGAGCAUACUAUAUAG